Molecule: messenger RNA, 4113 nt
Organism: Acanthaster planci (crown-of-thorns starfish)
Lineage: Eukaryota; Metazoa; Echinodermata; Asteroidea; Valvatida; Acanthasteridae
Product: cadherin EGF LAG seven-pass G-type receptor 2-like
Biological process (GO): homophilic cell-cell adhesion
Cellular component (GO): plasma membrane
Molecular function (GO): calcium ion binding
Source: RefSeq, a predicted model, not a curated record
GGUACAUCUAUAAAAAAUAUCAAUUGACAUAUGUUCAAAAGUUAACGACAACUUCCUCGAGGAUGUGGGACAGGUCUCCCUCUCUAUGAAUAUUACAGAGUAUGUGCAUGGAAUUGGUGAUGUAAUCACCACAAGAUUCCCGACACAGACUUUGUUGAGACGGACAGAGAAAAUACGUUUCGUACGUUACGUGGAAAGAGCAACUCCGAGAGCAAGCAGGCGAACCCAGACGGCGAUGCCCUUCCGAACCGUGCUGGUUCUGCUCUUGUUUGUAUUCUACGUUAGCUGUGGACUGACAGCCGCCGGUGAGGCGUCGAGAGGCCGAGGACGGGCCAGAUCCCGAGUUAGGCGGCCAAAUGGACCCAAUAUCCCAAGGAGGGAAGAGGACAGCGCCGAUCAAAAUCAUGAGACCACGAACGACGUGGGCAAGCCGUUGGUGUUCAGCCAGGAUAUUUACGACGCAGAGGUGACCGAGGAUGCCCCGGUGGGCUCGCUUGUGCUCACCAUAUUGGCUUCGCUUACCAGAAACGAGGACACCAAUCAAGACAUCGGAUAUCAGAUCAAAAAGAGGAAAACUGAUAAAAUUGCGCCACCGUUCAGAAUCGAUACACACACUGGCGAAAUACGAACGCUGAGGGCACUCGACUUCGAGACUGAAACUGAAUACACUGUGCUAGGUUAUGCCGGUGUCCAGGGAAACAGUAAGCUUAAAGCCAAAACCAAGAUAACAAUCAGAGUGCUGAACGUGGACGAUGUACCUCUGAGGUUCACGAGAGACAGUUACGAAGCCUACAUUAAUGAGAACAAGAUCGGUCAAGUCAACAACUCAGUGGAGUUACAGCAAGGCGACUCGCAGGUGGUAUUUAUGCUAAUGGAGUCUGUUCCGCUUUAUGGCAUCGAUAUGUUCAGGAUCAACCCCGGAACAGGGGAGGUGUCGACCACCACACCCCUGGACCGGGAAGAGUUCGACAAGUUCAUCUUGGUGGUGGUUGCAAACUCCAGGAAGCAGUCUGCACAGACGCGACUCGUAGUACACGUGAACGAUUUGAAUGACAACCCGCCAACAUUCCCCCAUCACGUCAUGACGUUCAGGAUCUACGAAAACGCCCGCUGCUGGCUGCCUUUAAACGCCACGGACAAGGAUAUUGGUGAAAAUGCAGUGGUCAAGUACCGUAUCGCUUGGGGUAGAUCUCGCUCAUUCAUGAUCGAGGAAGACACAGGGGUCAUACGAAACAUACGGAGGAUAGACUACGAGAGAAAUAAGAUCUUUAGACUCGUCGUCAACGCCUACUCCGGAAACCUGUUCGGAUAUACAAGAGUAGUAAUACGCGUGAUCGACACCAACGACAACCCACCGAUACUGAACGACUUUCAGGUGAUCUACAACGCUCUUCCUGACUCCCUGUCUGGUGCCGAGCUGACCCGAGUACCCGCACAGGACGUGGACCGUGAGGGGACGUUAAGAUACGGCAUAGUGCCUGGUCGGUCUCGCUGGAAUAACCUUGUUAAGGUGGAUGAAAUCACGGGCAUUAUCAGUCUGUCUAAGAAGAAAGCCAAGAAGGUCCGAACCAAAGUAGUGACAGACAUCACCUUCUAUGUCACGGACGGCGUUCACGGUGCGCAAGCUAGCUGUCUGCUUGAGCUGACGCCAGUGUCUAUAGAGAUGAUGGCCAAUGGUGUCAGCGUCAAUGUCCUGAAUGUGACAGGUGACAACUUCCUCCGCUCGGCCCGUCUUCAAGCCCUACGAGACGCUUUGGCCUACACACUCAACUCGCAUGCCAAUCAGCUAGUCAUAUUCAAUCUGCAGGAGGUAGCACGGGAUGGCUACCCGCUGCUCAAUGUCUCUUUCGCAGCUCGGGAUCUGGACAAUAAAUUCCUCUCCCGCGAGUACAUCCUGAGCACUAUCUACUUCGAGAGAAGGCGCAUCGAGGAGAUGAGCGGCCUGCCCAUUCUGCCAGCAGAGGAUGAUGUAUGCGUCUUAGAGUCUUGCAACGACCUGCAAAGAUGCGUGCCUAAGAAGAUACUGAGUCAGAUCUCGUCGGUCUUCGCUCAUUCCAGGGGAGAUCUUAUAACAUUUCGCGGUGUCCAUCCUGCCGUAGAGCAUACGUGUGAGUGUCCUGACAUCUACAGCUUUAACAACUGCUCCGAGGUUGUGGAUUUCUGCGAGUCGCAGCCGUGUAGUAACGGUGGGACGUGUGAAGGAACUGACGGCGGCUACACGUGUAUCUGUCCAUACCACUUUGCAGGGGACAACUGCGAGAUCGACUUCUCCGGUGGGAGCUGUUUUGAAGGUGCUUGUAAACAUGGCGGUCAAUGUGUAGACUUGGAUGAGGGUGGUUUCACGUGUGACUGUAUGUCUGGUUACGAUGGACAGCAGUGUGAAAUGACGUCACGGUUCUUUCCCGCUGGUUCGUACAUGACAUUCCCGACCUUGAAUCAGCGCUCCAUGAUGAGGAUAUCGCUCAACUUCUCCACAGAGAUGAGGAAUGGACUCCUGUUGUACGUGUCCCGCUACAGCCAGGUCAACGAUUUACUGGCAAUCGAGAUAAUAGACACUCAGAUCGCCUUUUCGUUCGCCGUGGGCAAGAUGACGAUGCGUGUUAUGGUGGGCACCCCCGGGGGAGUCAGCGAUUUGAAGUGGCACUUAGUGGAGCUAGUUUACCGCGACAAGAUGGUGGAAGUCAUGCUGGAUAGCUGUGAACGUAACGAAGAAGGCGAGAUUCUGAGUAAUUUUCCCUGUGUGGCUUACGCUACUCAAGCACUAGACGUUUCAACAUGGUUCUUAGACGUGAACACGCCUCUUCUGGUAGGUAGCAUUCCAGCCAAUCAGGAGGAAGAACGUAUUUUGAGCCGCGAGUUCAUUGGUUGCAUCAGAGACGUGCGGAUUGACAACAAGGUUUUGGACUUCGCCGACAGCCUGACAGAUUCUGGCACAGAACCGGGAUGCCCUCUCGGUUAACAGAUAACGGUGAGACUGGGUACUCGACUGAUGUAAAAUAAACCCGGGUGUGUCAAAACUGCGAUUAUUGUCUUGUUUAGAGGCGCUGGUGCUUGACUAACCGGAAGACCAGCGUGGUUUUAGAUUUAUUAAAGGUUUUAUUCAGUACAUGUAUAGAGUAGUGUAAAAGUCGUUGAAAGAUGCAUACGGACAAUUUAGGGUAUAUGCAUACUUCAUGGUUCGGGCGCUCGGACCUCAGUAUAGAUGUUCGGAUCGGUAACGAAACCUCCAAAGGAUCGGCAAAUUCUUUAAAUCAUUGUCAUUGUUGACAAUGAUUUAAAGAAAAAAAAAAUUGGCCUUCCGAAAGAUUUUCAGAAUUUCAUGCUAAUUUUUUCUCGACAAGCUCAAGUUGGAUAAAACCCAAAGUUUGUUCACUUGUAAAAGGACAGCCCGAUUUUCAGAAGACGUGUUUUUUUCCCGUAAAUAACAUGCCCUUGAAGUAGGGAAAUGAAUUGAUAUUUUAUCUGAGCAAUGUCGAAUAUUUUGCUGAACAUUAACACUUGGAGAGACAGCUGAGACAUUUUUGAGGUGAGAAUUUUGGCAUACAUGUACAAUAAUUUAAUGAGUUCAGUUCGUGCAGUGGUGUUCAGCUAUGCGAAUGCGUUAAUGCAACAGCAGUUAAUUUUCAAUCCAGUGACUUCAUCAUUCAAAAAGUUGCAAAUUUAUAAAUUUUUAUUACUGUGCGUUUUGUAAAUAACUAGAAAAAAUAAAAAAGUGUUGAUAAUAGCUAGUUUUAUGGUUAUCAGAGCAUGUUCAGAAGUUUGAUAAUUAAUCAAUGUGUUGCUUUUCAAACUUUUAAAUGCUUUUACUCUGUAAAUAGCCAUAUUUUAUCAUGAAAUUGUAAUCCUUUAUUAAUAUAAACAUCAGUAGUUAUGGUACACUUUGCACGGCCAAGAACAGGUUUGCUCGUUUGAAAUAGGUAUAGGUUUCCUCUUUCUACCCAACUCAUUGAUUUAACUGCGGUCAAAUAUGUACAGGUAAAAAGCAUGUACGAGCUCAAAUAUCUCCAAACACAGUCGACUAAUAUAGAUACUACUAUUGAUUUAUAUAAUUGGCUGUCAAAAUGAUAUGGCAUUUGGAAACGAAGUAAUAAAUCACAAAAAUUUAUUUAAAAA